CCGGCCUUCACAGGUGCUACUCGCUAACAGCACUUGCCCCUACAGUCUGUUAAGGCUACACGGGGGAUCUUUGUGUAGUCUAUGUGCACAGGAUGUUCAUAAUCAUGCCGUGUACCUGUACGCAACUGACUGUCAAUGAUAUUUAAAUAAUCGUGUGUAUGAAAGUGCAACAUGUAAUAUGCAAACCAUAUACUGAAAUGCGAAUUUGUAUUUAUACACUGUACACAACAUAAUAUAUAUGCAAGUACUGUAUUAACAUUUUGUAUUGUUACUGAGCGAAAGGGUAUAUUUGCGCCUUUAGACCGUGUUAAGGUCUAAAGAGUAAGGGCCUUACUGGUAGUGGGUAGGGUAAUUGUGAGAUAAUAUAGUUGGACAUGAUCAGAUCACGUCUUGUGUUUCACCUGUAUCCGUGAACAGGAUAUUUUCUGGCAGGAGAUGCAGCAUAAGCACAUUGGUUGUGGUAAACAUGUAAAGUCACGUCUCGCGUGGAAAUGUUCCCUUGGUCACGUACACAAAGAUGAUACUGAUAAUACGGGUGCAAGUAUCGCAGUGGCAGUAGUUGCAAGAUCUUGUUCUUGGUCCUCUAACUGUGAAGAGAGCAAUGCUAACCAAACCCUGUGCAGUUUAAGCGGAAGGGACGUGUAUGGGUUCGUUUGAGAAUGUCACAACAUUGUCCUGUAAGGUAAAGAAGUUGGCGAUUGGUUCGUGGAUGGCAGUUGACACUGGAUGGCACGUGAGGGUAAAGCAGUGAAGAGUGCCUGGUUCCGUCUGCUUGGCUGCCAGGCAUCAGCGGGUCAGGAUGGACAAGCUGGCGGCCAGCCUGGUCGGGGGUUCUGGGGGCGGCACAGGAGGUGGUGCAGCUCCGAUGAACCGGCGCCAGCUGCAGGAGCUGGUCGACAACCAACGGGGGCAGCUGGAGCGCUACCAGACACGGCUGCGCGAUGUGGUGCGUGCCUACCGCGGCCUGGCGAAGGAGAAGGAGGCGCUGGAGGCAUCGCUCACAGCGCUCAGCGCUUCCCAGCGCGCUCGCCAGCGCUCCCAAGCGCCCUCGGUUCCCUUCAACGCGGGCAGCGAGGACGGGCUGUCGGUGCGGAGCGACGGGAGCACCGAGACGGGUGACAGUGGGGACACGGGGGCGAGCUGCGGUACGGACGGCAGCACCACGGGUCUGGGAGAAGCCUCCUGUGUGGGUGGAGCUUCAUCCUCGGCAGGGGGCGGAGCCUCGGAAUCCGGCACGUCCGUGGACAGAGGUGGCGAAAGGACCAAUGGAAAGGAAGAGUCUGUGGGCUCUGGGAAUGAAGAAAAUGAUGAUACUCGUGCUGGCGAGUUAGAGCAGUCACAUCUGACCACUCUGACAUCCGCACUGGCCACGGUCACACAGGAGAAGUCUCGCAUGGAGGCCGCCUACCAGGCUGAGAAGAGACGCUUGCGCCAGGAGAUGGAAGAUGCGAGCGGGCGGGCGGAGGAGGAGCGUGCGCGGCAGGCGAACGAGGCGCGGAGGCUCGCCGAGCAGCUUGCCGAGGCUCGCGCCCGCGUGCUGGCUCAGCAGCAGGAGAGGGAGCAGGAGCAGGCUGACCAUGGUGCCAUGCUACGCGAGCUGCAGAGGCUUCUGGCGGAGGAGCGUGCCCGCUCCAACAGCACGGAGGCUGCCCUUGAAGAGGCCAAGUCCGCACAGGCGAGCGUGGGCUCGGAGGAGAUGGCGUCGCACCGAGCCACUCUCUCACGGCUCGAGCGGGAGCUGGAGGCAACGCGGGCGCAGCUCGCGCAGUCUGAGGAGCAGCUGAGACGCGCCGUGUCCACCGAGGAGCGGGCGCGCAAACAGGCGGGAGAGGAGGCCGCCCGCUUGGGAGCGCAGCUGCAACUGCAAGCGACUCAGGCGCUGGAGGCCGAGGCCGCGCUGCGGGCGCGUGCCGAGUGCAGCGAGGAGCGCGCCGCGGGGCUGGAGGAGCGGAUCGGCGAGAUCUCGGCGGCGCUGGGCGCGACGGCGCGCGAGCGCCAGCGCGACCAGGAGACGGCCGCCCGCCUGCGUGACUCCGUCUCCCGCCUGGCGCAGCAGAACGCUGCCCUCGCUGCCGCGCUCGCCAGCACUAGCGGCAGCGCGUCGCUCCGCGAUGCCGAGGCCGCGUGUGGAGGGAAGGCGGAGGAGCCUGCAGCGUCGUCCACUGGAGGUUUUGUGGACAUUUCGUCGACUGAUGCCGAUGGAUCGUUGCUCGGUUCAGGGCUGGCGUUGAAAGCUGUUGGCCACGGAGGGGCACAAUCCGCGCGGCACCCGGACGUCGCCUCACUGGAGCAGGAGCUCGCCAGGGUGCAGGCCCUCCUCGCGUCGGCACGCGGCCACGACCGCGCCACCAACACUGCCAUGAAAAGGAUCGGCGUCGACGGCGAUGACUGCGGCGGCGGCGGCGGCAGCGCCGACGACGAUGACGCCAACAACGACGCCGACGACGCCAUGCAGCACCCGCUCACCGACUGCGAGAAGGCGUCCGUGCUGGGCCUCCAGGAGGCGGCGCGGAGGUUGCGGGGCACCUCGACGCGCGGCUGGGGCCGCCCUCUCAGUGACAAGGGCGAGAUGGCCGAGCUGGGGCGGCAGCUGGCGGAGCUGAGCGAGCGGAACGCCGCCCUGCGCUCUCACUGCCAGGAGCUGGUGGGGCGGCAUCGGCGGGAGUUGGAUGAGCUGCGCGCGGACGGCGCUCGCGAGCGCCAGCGCGGGCAGCGCGAGCGCGACCUCGCCGAGGCGGCGUUCCGCGAGCGAGUGCUCGCGCUGGAGAGCGAGAUGCACCGGCAGCGUGACCGCUCGCUCGCCCUGCUGGCGGAGCGCGAGCACGAGAUCCGAGCGCUCCGGGCCGCGGCGCAGGCCGCGGGGAGCCGUGCCGAACCCCACGUGACGGCGUCAAACCGCGGGCCGGUGGAGGGCGGUGUUCACGGGCAGGAGGUGUCAGCGGCAGGGUUCUCGCACGAAGCUUUGGAGCUACCGGCCCACAGCCAGGCCAUGCUGCUGCACUACGCAGAGCAGCUGUCCCGGCGGGAGGUGGAGAUGGCCGCGCUGCGUCGAGAGAAGAGAGACCUGGAAAGGAGUGUGAGGGCUCUCAGGGAGGAGAUAGCUACGGCUGAAGAGAAGCACCAACAGGAGGUGCAGAGCCUGCGCGCCAUGCUGGACGAGCGGGCGCGCGAGCGUGGCCGCGACGGUGCUAGCCUCGAGUACCUGAAGAACGUGGUCUACCGCUACCUGACGCUGGGCGACGCGCGCGGGAGGCAGCAUGCGCUCAACGCCAUCGCCGCUGUGCUGCACUUCAGCCCCGUGGAGCGGCAGGCGGUCGCGCUCAAGCACUCGUAGCGCUCGUAAGCGCUCGCGUUGCAUCUCGACGUGCGCGCGUGAUUGCUCGCGCUUUCACCUAGCAACAACAACAAACAAGGUGUGGUCUUCCGCGCGUGACUGCUUGCACGUUCACAUUGCAGCAGCAGCAGCAGCAGCAACGACGACGACAGACCAAGAGUGGGUGAAUGCACGUGUUCACAUAGUAGCAACGACAACAGUAAAUCAAGUAUGGUCUUCCGCGUGUGAAUGCACACGUGUUCACAGAUCAACAACGACAACAAACCAAGUAUGGUCUUCUGCACGUGAAUGCACACGUGUUCACAUCGCUGAAACAAUAACAACAACAACAAACCAAGUGUGGUGUUGUGAUUCAGGCCACGUGUUGAGCAUCUCUUCUCUCAAGAUUUCGCCAGGCCCUACAGUCGACGUCUUUAGGAGUUGAGGAUGUGCAAGUACAUGUCGCACACUGCUCUGGGUACCUUCUGAAAUUCUUCUCGCAAGCUUUCGCCACACACCACUGCGGCUAUCUUCAGGAGCUGACGGUGCGCAAGUACAUGCCGCACUCUACCGCGGGCAUCUUUCAGAAAUGCUCUCAAGCCUUUGCCACGCACCGCUACGAGCACCUCUAGCAUUUCUUCUCUCAAGCUUUCGUCCCGCCCUCCUGCGGGCAACUUCCGGAGUUUCUCUUCAGGAGUUGACGAUGCCCAUAAUUGUGCAUGGAAAAAGCAUGAGAGAACAUUUUCUAACUCAUGGCCUAACCCGGAAGACUACGUUUGGAUAACGAGUGUCUGCGGAAACCAACGUGCUAAACAAAUGAGCGCUAUUCACCACUAAGUGAAGGUGACCUGACCACAGCUCUUGUGCUAGGUGCAUGCGGUGGCACUGUGAGGCCAUCACGUGAAGUGUCGAUGGCUCACUGUCAAAAGGUCACAGGACAGACACGUGUUAUGCAUGCACACAAACAUAGAUGAAGAUCCCCCGUAUAGCCUUAACAGACUUUUGGGACAAGUAAUGUUA
Messenger RNA from Petromyzon marinus (sea lamprey), 4333 nucleotides. Lineage: Eukaryota; Metazoa; Chordata; Hyperoartia; Petromyzontiformes; Petromyzontidae. The record is from RefSeq and is a predicted model, not a curated record.